AUCCAAAUAAAGCCUUCGGCUCCGCAGCUUCGUCUCCCGAUCUCAUCGAGCGCCGGCGAAGCUCCGCCAUGGAUCUGAUCCUUCGUCGCCGUCGCAGUUGCAGCAGUAGAAGCUUAGUGUCCAUCCUUCUCCUCUUCUUCUUGGUAGCCUCCAUCCUUGAAUCAAGUGCUGAAGUGCUUACCCUAACGGCAGAGUCCUUCAAUGACAAGGUGAAGGAGAAAGACACCAUCUGGUUUGUAAAGUUCUGUGUUCCAUGGUGUAAAUAUUGUAAGAACUUGGGAACUCUUUGGGAAGACUUGGGAAAUGCUGUGGAAGGUGAAGAUGAAAUAGAGAUAGGAGAAGUUGAUUGUAGUACUAGCAGAACAGUGUGCUCCAAAGUUGACAUUCAUGCAUACCCAACAUUUAAGAUAUUUUAUGAUGGAGAGGAAGUUGCCAAAUAUACAGGUCCAAAAGAUGUUGAAUCACUGAAAGCAUUUGUGCUGGCUGAGGCAGAGAAAGCAGCACAAAAGAAACUAGAAGAUGAUAGUGAGUUGUAGUACAAGCAGAGAAAACGCACAACGGGCUCCGGUUUUUUUAAUUUACUUUCAGAUUUGUUCUAAAAAAAAAUUAUAUUCUAGUCCAGAAAGAUCAUCUCCUCCAAAUUAUGUUCAGGAAGAUUUUUAUUUGUACCAUUUUAACAGUUUUUGAUAGCCAAAAACUCUUCUGUUUUUGAAUGUGCUGUAACAAUCGCCUCCAAUUAUAUUCAGGAAUAUUUUUAAACCGUCCUUAAUA
Dioscorea cayenensis subsp. rotundata (Guinea yam) is the source of this 771-nucleotide messenger RNA. RefSeq names its product protein disulfide isomerase-like 5-1. The transcript has 4 exons. The record is from RefSeq and is a predicted model, not a curated record. Gene Ontology annotation, biological process: protein folding. Gene Ontology annotation, molecular function: protein disulfide isomerase activity. Gene Ontology annotation, cellular component: endoplasmic reticulum. The coding region runs from base 69 to 536 and encodes 155 amino acids. NCBI's taxonomy places the organism in Eukaryota, Viridiplantae, Streptophyta, Magnoliopsida, Dioscoreales, Dioscoreaceae.